Molecule: messenger RNA, 945 nt
Organism: Budorcas taxicolor (takin)
Lineage: Eukaryota; Metazoa; Chordata; Mammalia; Artiodactyla; Bovidae
Product: olfactory receptor 51F2-like
Exons: 1
Coding region: 1-945 (314 amino acids)
Biological process (GO): G protein-coupled receptor signaling pathway
Cellular component (GO): membrane
Molecular function (GO): olfactory receptor activity; G protein-coupled receptor activity
Source: RefSeq, a predicted model, not a curated record
AUGUCAAAUUUGAAAAAUACCACAUCCUCUUCCGUCAUUUUCCUGCUGACUGGUGUUCCCGGGCUGGAAGCCUUCCACAGCUGGAUCUCCAUUCCCUUCUGCUUUCUCUAUGCAACUGCUCUCUCAGGAAACAGCCUGGUUCUCUUUGCCAUCGUCACUCAGCCCAGCCUCCACGAGCCCAUGUAUUAUUUCCUCUCCAUGCUGUCCACCACUGACCUUGGCUUGUCUGUAUCCACUCUGGUCACCAUGCUGGGUAUCUUCUGGUUCAAUGCCAGGGAGAUCAGCUUUAAUGCCUGCUUGUCACAGAUGUUCUUUAUUAAAUUCUUCACUGUCAUGGAGUCAUCAGUGUUGUUGGCCAUGGCUUUUGACCGUUUUGUGGCCAUCUCUGACCCCCUCAGGUAUGCCAUCAUUUUGACGGACUCCAGAAUAACUCAGAUUGGAGUGGCCAUUGUCAUCAGGGGGGUGCUAACGCUCACGCCAAUGGUAGCACUUCUUAUGAGACUGUCCUAUUGCCGCAGCCGCGUGCUCCAUCACUCCUACUGCUUCCACCCGGAUGUGAUGAAGCUCUCGUGCACGGACACCAGGCUCAACAAUGCAGUGGGGCUGACUGCCAUGAUCUCUACUGUUGGUGUGGACUCAAUCCUCAUCCCCUGUUCUUAUGUUUUGAUCAUCAGGACUAUCCUCAGCAUUGUGUCCCCAGAAGAGAGGAAGAAAGCCUUCAGCACAUGUAUCUCUCAUAUUGGGGCUGUUGCCAUUUUUUAUAUCCCAUUGAUCAGUCUGUCUUUUGUUCACAGAUUUGGGAAACGGGCCCCAGCCUAUGUACAUACUAUGAUUGCUAACACCUACCUGCUAAUCCCCCCUGUCAUGAACCCCAUCAUCUACAGCGUGAAGACAAAACAGAUACGCAGAGCUGUGGUAAAAAUUCUCCAUUCCAAAGACACAUAG